Molecule: messenger RNA, 357 nt
Organism: Plenodomus lingam JN3
Lineage: Eukaryota; Fungi; Ascomycota; Dothideomycetes; Pleosporales; Leptosphaeriaceae
Source: RefSeq, a predicted model, not a curated record
AUGCCACCCCUCCAAACCUUCCACACCCUCCGCGUUCUACGCACAACCACCUUCAACCAACCCCUUCGGACAUUCAUCUCCACGACCAAACACCUCUACCCAACGGAUAGUAAAAGCCCUGCUGCGAACCUCCCAGACCCCUCUCCCAACUCCUCCGCAGCACCAAAUGCCAGUGUACGCUCAGACACGCAAAACACAGACAGACAGUCGUCCGCCUCCAAGGAUGAGGACAAGACCGGAGACGAUCAUCCUGCAAAACAGCCGGAUUAUCAGGCUGAGCCGAAGAGGGGGACGGGGAUUGGGGGCCAGGAGGAGGUGAAGGGGGGAAAGGCGGGGUUGGGAGAGAGGGGAGUGUAG